UUCAAGAUGAACAAGAUUUUUAUUUGUUUAUUUCUACUCGGAGUUGUCGUCGCAUCCACCAUGGGUGCCAGCGACUGCACGCUACCGCUCCGCAAAGGUCCGUGCCAAGGCAGAUAUCACAGCUACUACUUUGACGUAAAAUCUCGGCAGUGCAAGCCAUUCGUCUAUUCGGGAUGCGGUGGCAACGGAAACCGUUUUUACAGCAUUGACGAAUGUGAAUUUGCCUGCCACUAUUUUAUGACAUUACCAUAAAUUAAAAUAAAAAAAAUUACUUUAAAAGA
Molecule: messenger RNA, 281 nt
Organism: Manduca sexta (tobacco hornworm)
Lineage: Eukaryota; Metazoa; Arthropoda; Insecta; Lepidoptera; Sphingidae
Product: kunitz-type serine protease inhibitor homolog delta-dendrotoxin
Exons: 3
Coding region: 7-252 (81 amino acids)
Molecular function (GO): serine-type endopeptidase inhibitor activity
Source: RefSeq, a predicted model, not a curated record